This is a messenger RNA of Biomphalaria glabrata, 7318 nucleotides long. Its product is annotated as E3 ubiquitin-protein ligase RNF103-like. The record is from RefSeq and is a predicted model, not a curated record. Gene Ontology annotation, biological process: protein ubiquitination. Gene Ontology annotation, cellular component: endoplasmic reticulum. Gene Ontology annotation, molecular function: ubiquitin-protein transferase activity. NCBI's taxonomy places the organism in Eukaryota, Metazoa, Mollusca, Gastropoda, Planorbidae. Bases 207 to 2474 code for a protein of 755 amino acids. The transcript is spliced from 5 exons.
UCCGUCGUAAUAGCUGAGUAGAGUUAAAAAAGUUAGAUGUAGUUUAGUCUAGACUCUAUAAUAAUAAACACUGGCUAUGGUUGAUCUAGAUCUAAUCUAGACUAUUUAUUUUAGACUAGAGUCGCUAGAUCUAGAUUAUUAUAGAUCGGUUCCAUCACUGAUGAAUUCAAAACGUAUUCCUCUGUGACAAAUCAAGAAAAAAAAACAUGUGGCUAAAACUGUGUUUGCUCCUCUUGUACAUUUUCCUGCUGUUUAUUAUAUCCCGGAUGCUUGAUGCUAUUUAUUGGUGUGAAAUUGGCUAUGGGGCCAGCUUCUCCAGACAGCUUCUUGACCCUAUGGUGCUUUCUGUAUCCAAGCUGAAAGCCUUGCUUGAACAGAGAGGAGUCAGUUAUGAAGGUGUCAUAGAAAAGUCAGAACUUGGAAGACUGGUUGAUAGUACAGGAGAGGUUACAGCAGAAGAAGCUGAAAUAGCCUUGGAAGAAAAUGAUCAGUCAGCUGAUACAAACUUCACGUCUGGAGCACAUUUCAUAGAGCAAGUAGAGGACGCUAAAGACAGUGUAUGGUUAGUACAAAUACUGUCCUAUAGUGGCCAUCAGCGAAUUCUCAGCUAUGAUAGGUGGAAAGCCAUUCGAGGGAAAGUAUCUAGAUUUGGUGUUCGGACAGGAAUAUUAGAUUGUUCUCUUGAUUACAAAUAUUGUUACAGUAAAGGCUGGAAAUCACCAUUUUUAUUGCUUGCUUUGCCAAGUCAGUUUGAAAAGAAAGCCAAUGUCGCAAUGUACAAUUACUCCGGAUCGGUCAAGGAAACAGCAGUGCUGCAUUGGGUUCAUGAAAAAUUGAAUGAAAAAGUCUCACAAAUAGAAAAUCCACUUGAAUACCAUCAGGAGUGGAAAUCCUUCUCUAAAAAUCAGAUCGAAUCCGAAAUUCGGGCAGUUUUGUUUACUAAGCACCAAAAUAUACCAAUGUUCUUUUCUGCACUUAGUGUUAAAUUUCCAGGACGUGUGAAAUUUGGAGUUGUCUUUAUGGAUUCCUCCAACAAAAUUCUACAAUGGAAGGAUGUUUUGAGUGAGGAUCAUAUUCUGACCUUUCCAGCAUAUAAAAUUUAUUCUCAAGAAAAUGUUUAUGUUUAUGGCAACCAGCCCAAUGAACGUUAUUCAUUUGAAAGUAUGGAAAUAGUUUUAAAAUUCCUUUACCCUUGUCUAAAUGACAUUUUCAUUUUGAGUUUUUGUAUGGCUAACAUCAUGUCAUGGUUUGAACUGUUUAUCAGCAAUUGUGGUGCUUUCAAAAGAGUUCGCAAACUUUUAUGGUGCAUGGUGAAAUAUAAUAUCAUUGUUAUAAUGUUAUGGUUACCAAUAAUUGGAAUAUUCCAGAUGCCAUUUUUAGACAGGAUGCCACAGUUAGCUCUGAAAGUAUUUAGAAUUUUCUGCAUGUCUUGGAUGGGGACAAUUUUAAGAAGUGACUAUAUUUUCCUAGUGAAUAAUCCUAUUUACAUCUACUCAUUUUUCCUCAUCUAUUCUGUUAUUAUUACACUUGUAUGUAAGAAAUACAGGAGGGAAGAGCAGGAAGAAGAUUGGUUUAAUUUUGCACAAAUGAGAACUUUGACUUAUCUCAGGCCCAACGAUUUCUUCGAACCCAUGAGGAUAGGUGGCUCAGAUUUUCUGGGAGGUCUUGAAAUAUUUGGCUCUCAACUUUCACAGCCAUCUCUAUGGUUACAACCAUCAGUGUCACCGGAGUACAUCAAAUAUCUUCCCACCUGGCCCUUUUCUCCAAAACCCAUCUCAGAACAGUUGCAAGAGAACAUUGGCAAAAUAGAACAAGCAAUGAAUGAAAUAACACUUUCAUCAUCAUCCAUGGACUUUGCUGCUUGCUCUACAAUAUCAGCACAUAGCAGUACUGUAAGCUUACACUGUCAGUGUCAAAAAAAUAAACAUUCUUCCAGGAAAAAUUCUUCGUUUCUAUGUGAUAAUGGACAUCAGCCUGAGAAUCUGUGCAUGAAAGGACUUCAAACUGUAAAUAGCCCUAACAGCUCAGAAUCUUAUUCUUCUCUACAAAGCAUCCCCAUCCCUCAAACAGAUCAAAGACCUGAAGAACAAUCUAAAGUUUUUGUAGCCUGCUCCUGCGCUGUUACAUCUUUAGCUGAAUCCCUCUCAUUGCCCAGUCCGUCCCAUUGUUUGGAUAACAAAACUACAGACUCUGCAGUAUUGGCAUUGAACCAUUGGAGCCAAACAUCUGAAGCUAACGUCUCAACUUCAUCCCCCUGUAACAGUGGAUUUCCUGCAGGCUACCUGGAAACGUACCAGUGUGUCAUUUGCUUGGAUGAUUUUGCACCUCAAAUUAGCCUUUGUGGUCUGCCGUGUGGACAUGUCUUCCAUGAAACUUGCAUUAUCAGAUGGUUAAACAGAGACAAGCAUUUUUGUCCAAUGUGCCGUUGGCCUUCAUAUAAAGUUGCACAAAACACAGCUCAAAAUCAAUCUUGACUCUUUGUGCUGUAAGGACCAUAAUUAAUCAUAGUUAAUUAAAAGAAAAACUAACACCUUCCCCCACCCACCUUUAGCUACUCAAAUUAUAGAAAAUAGUUGUGUUGUUUUUUUUUCUUAAUUUGUAUCUUUUGUGAGUAUCUUAGCAAUAAAAGACAUUUUAAAAAAUUGUGACUUCAAUGAAUGUUUUAAGUAAGGACACCAAAAUUAAAGUUUUUAUUUUAAAACUGUAAAGUGUUAGUGGAAAAUGAAGUGAUGAGCAUAAUUUAAAAUGUUGCCAAUAUAUACAUUGAUCCCUAAUUAAAGCACUAGCCAUUAAGACAAAAAAUUGGAGUUUUAAGUCUUAGUGGAUAACAGAGUUGAUUUUUUUUUUUACUAAGUAUUUCAUAGCAUUUCUGAAAGAUGCCUUGCCUUCAUGGGUACGUGACAUCUGUUGAGUAAAGUAGAUUGGUUUGGACAUGAAACAUUAACCAUUUUAUAAAUUUAUAACUAUAUAGACAGUAUAGUCUCAAAUGGAACAUUAAAUUUAAGAGGCAUUCACAAUGUUAGGUUGUCUUUUCUCAACUAUUUCCAAGCAAUUUUUUGAACUGGGGAGACUCAAGUAGUAUUAAAGUAGUAUCCUUCCAGGAUUAAAGUUUUGAAUUGUAUUCUAGACCAUACAACACUGCUCUACCACCAUAACCUUUAUUCUAGAUAAGUUACCCCUGCUAAACAAUGAGCUUCUAGUCAAUCAAUAGUUUAAAAGGGGAAAUGAUCUGCUUACAGAGCAAUGGCUCUUAUUUAUAAUUAUAUAAUUAUGAAAAUCGAGGUUGAUAAAAUUUUUGUAACAAUCUUCGUGGCUGUAGAUUGAAAGCUCGAAUUUGGUAUGUUGUGAACAGUAAAACUGUAUUUCCAUUAUUGUGAUAAAUGAAGCAAUAUUUUGGUGUCCUAAGUAAGCUUGUUAAAUUAUCUUUUUUUUUAAAUGCCAAACAUUAGUAGGUUGCUUUAAGAAAUAAAGAAUUUGUAUCUUAAGCAGUUUCUACUUGCAUCUUAAAUUAUAAGAUAUAGACGUUACUUCAAAAAAGAAGAUGAUUACGUCCUACAGUUAAAUUUAGGCCCAUUUAUUUGCAUGUAUUGUUAUUUUAAAUCAGUAUUUUAAUUAUAUUCCUUCUUAAGUUUUUUUUCUUUCUGGGAUUUGUCUUGUAUUAAUGCUUUAAGAGAUUUGGUUUGUUUAAUUUAUUUUAUUUAGAAAUAUUUGUGUGUUUUUUAUUAACGUUUUCAGAUUUAAAAGUUUUCAUCUAACUUACUAUUAAUGUAAAAUACAAGAUUGUUUAUCCUAACUAAUUUCGUAUUUUAUUUUAAAGUUAAAAAUUUAUUUAAAAUAAAAAAAUAUUUUUUUUUUUUAUAAUAAAAAGCAGUUAGAAAAAUAUAUAUAAAUAAAUAUUAAUGUAAUUUUAUAUAAACAUUACUAAUAUUUUCAGUUUUGUUACAUUAUGAACAUAGAACUAAUAUUGCUAUACAAAUACUAGAAACAUAAUGUUUCUUUAUUCAUAGAACAUAAGUAGACUGAACGCAAAUCUAUAAAAAUUUUAUCUAAAUAUUUAUUUCUAAUGUUUAAAAGAAAAACAUCAAUUUAAAAUAUUUCUUGUUAAACAUUUGUGUUUAAAACUACAUUGUAUAUUGAUCUAUUAUCUUAAAAAUUAUAGACGUUACUUCUUAACACAAGAUAAUUUAAAGAAGAACAGACUAAAAAAUGUUACUUCUCAAGUAAAUUGUACAAGUUUUAGCAACCUACAGCAGGAGUAGAAUACACAUUUCUACUGAAAACUUUGUUGCUGUUCAAAAUUGUUUUUGUACAUUUUUUUUAUAGACAUUUUAUUAAAAUCUGUGCCUUUUUACACCAACAUUUUUUUGGCAUUAGUUUUUAAUUGCAUUCAAGCCAUUUGUGUAUACAUACAUUUUCAGUUGGUUUAGAUUACUUAAAUAUUUUAAUCAAAUUCUGAGACUACAAACAUUUACUUUAACAAUUCGUAUUUUAAACUAAAUCUGAUUCCAUCAAUAGAAAAUAUGAAGUAGGAAUUACAAUUUUUAAAAAUUUUUUUUAAAUCAGCUUAUUAUAUAGGAUGAUUUAUGAUCUGAUUUUGUUUCAAAACCUGUGAUGUGAGAUCUUUUCUCUGUGUUCAAAAAUUUAAUAAGUAUAAUAAUUUUUUUCAGUUGUAAUAUUCAGUGAGAUUUGUGGGGUACCAGUUAAAAGUUCAUAUGUACAAACAUCCUCUAUCAGGAAGGUUAUGAAAUGGUCUGUACUAUUUCAAUAUUCUGUUUGCAGGAAUAUAAUUAAAGCUUUAAUUUGACAUAAAACAAAUAAAUAAAAAUUUACAUGUCUUCACAUAGAAAAUGUAAUCCAUAUUUUCAUAUGUAAUAUUAACUUUUAAAUGAAAAAUAUACUUUUCAGUUUAAUCUCUUCAGACAAUAAACUACCAAAGUUGAUCAUUUCAAAAAAAAAAAAAAAAAAAAAGGAAGAAAAGUAACUUUCUGUAGCUGCUCACUCCCUUUAAAAAAAAACAAAGCCACCCACAUUGGCUUGUUAGGCUAUAAUUAUCAUUUAUUUAUUUCAGAGACACAUUUGUAUGGUGAUUUAAUUAGAAAUAAAUCCAAACUAGUUUACAUUUUGAUAAGUUCGCCUAAAAGAAAUAUACUAUUCUUUCUUAACUUAUUUUCCAUCCAGAUACAGAAUCUAUCUUUUCAUAUAUAUGUUCGUUCAAAACAAAACAAUAUAUAGAUCUAUAUGUAUGCUAUUACUUAAAGAAAUACAAGAUCUAAAAAUAUGAACAUUUUGGACACAGUGAUUCUAAAAUUGGAAGAGAAAUUUAAAUAGGAGAUUUAUGAAAACAGAAUAGUAUCCCUUGAAUAAACUACUCAUUUUAUUAUCUAAAGAUUAGUGUAUGGAUACGUACAUACAUGUGUAUAUAUAUAUAUUUAUGUACAGUGUAUAUCAAAGAACCUUUAAAAGAACAAAAUAAUCAAGCAUCUGUAAUCAGUUCAAUCCAAGUCUAGUUUAGAGCUUUGAUAAUAAUCUCAUUGUAAUUAAAUAAUCUUUGUAACUUUGUUUAAGAUCCUCUCCCUUCCUCCAACCAUUCUUCCCUAAAUAUUGUUCCCUGGUCCAAAUUUAUACCAUUUCUUUAUGGACAAGAAUGUCAUAAUUUAAAAUGUAUGUCAUUUAAAAUAAAAUACUUGUCAAUGCUAUAUUCUGGGGAAAAAAAAGAAACUAUUAGAAACUUUCCACUAUGGAGAAAUUCUAUUUGGAACAUACUUUAUAUACUUACAUUUAUUUUACAUAAAGUUACUGGGAUCCAAAAAAUAGAUUAUUUAAAUUUUGAGUUUUGGGAACUCAUUUUGAAGGUCAAAAAAUAAAUAUCUAUAUUGUCAAAUUCAUUUUGUGCGGAAGUUGUUCUUAGACUUGAUCAUGAGAGGCCUCAUUAAGGAAUAAUUUGAACUGUAAAGUAACACUUCAUGGAGAAAAAAAAAACGGGCCUCAAUCUUAGUAGCUGUGUGAUGUAUCCCUUUAGAAAUUGUGUGAUCUUCCUCUUUCACACAUUAACAACACUGGCCUCAAUCUUAGUAACUGUCUGAUCUAUCCCUUCUUCUUUCACACAUUAACAACACAGGCCUCAAUCUUAGUAACUGUCUGAUCUAUCUCUUCCUCUUUCACACAUUAACAACACAGGACUCAAUCUUAGUAACUGUCUGAUCUAUCCCUUCUUCUUUCACACAUUAACAACACAGGCCUCAAUCUUAGUAACUGUCUGAUCUAUCUCUUCCUCUUUCACACAUUAACAACACAGGACUCAAUCUUAGUAACUGUCUGAUCUAUCCCUUCUUCUUUCACACAUUAACAACACAGGCCUCAAUCUUAGUAACUGUCUGAUCUAUCUCUUCCUCUUUCACACAUUAACAACACAGGACUCAAUCUUAGUAACUGUCUGAUCUAUCCCUUCUUCUUUCACACAUUAACAACACAGGCCUCAAUCUUAGUAACUGUGUGAUCUAUCCCUUCCUCUUUCACACACUAAUAAGACCUUGUUGAUGAGUGCGAUAUUUUAAAGAGAAGUUAUAUGCCAUGUAAUAAGUACAUUAAAAAAAAACUUUUUAGAAUGUACUUUCAUACUUAUCUUUGGGAUUUGUUUUUGUUGUUGUUUAAUUUUAUGUUAGCUGUUCUGUACAUUUGAAAGUCAAAUUGCACAUGAAAUCCAAAAUAAAAACAGUGACAUUUCUUAAUUUGAUUAAUUAUGAAAAUAAUAUGUUUCUUUCAUUUUAAAUUUUGCUUUCUUCUUUUUUUUUUUAAUUUGAUAUAGAGUUUGUACAUAUUUUAUAUUAAAAUAAACAUUUCUUUGUGAUUUAUUUUUGUGUUUGUAACCUAGGCUUACAAGAAGUUUCCCUUUGUCAUUAGAUAAAAAUAUAAUUAAAUACAUUUUUUUAAUAGACAUCCAUCACAGUUAAAAAACUGCUCUGUUUUUUGUUUGUUUUUGUUUUGGUAUUUAUUUUAUUUAUAUAUAACGCAAUCUAAAAGUUCUUGUCACAUCAAAUUUUAUAUACUCAAUGAUUUUUGUUUAUUACAUAUUACACUAGUAAAAAGUAGACCUGAGAAAUAGAAAAUCUUUAAAAAGAGGAAUUCAUUUAGGGGGGGGGGGGGGGUUCAUUAGCCCUACCCUAAAUAAUGUUUUUUUUUUAUAAUAAUGAUUUACUCAAUUGUCUUCUUUUGUUAUUUCUUUGCAACAGUUUCCUUUGAACUUGUGUUCUUUACUUGUGAAGUAUAGUUAGCAUGAUUUUUCAAUUUGCUGGGAAGAAAAUAAAUAUAUAAUAAUUCA